UUAGCUGAUGAGCUAGCACACUGCUAAUCACAACUGCGUCCUUAUGAUAAUAUGUUAUAAAAACUUAAUGGCGUUAUUCAGAAUAUCUAUUGAAUCGGAUACUGACAUGACGUUAAAACCCUGACGACUGAAAAUAAAACAUCUGUCCGAAGAGGCAGGGAUCAGUCUGAUGAGGGGGCUCCUACAGCUGGCACGAUGCAGCAGAAGAGGAACAUCCAGAUCAUUGAAUGGGAGGACCUGGACAAGAGGAAGUUCUACUCCUUCGGGGUGUUCAUGACCAUGACCAUCCGGGCCACCGUCUACCCGGCGACACUCAUCCGCACUCGGCUCCAGGUCCAGAGGGGCAAAUCGCUCUACAGUGGCACCUUCGAUGCCUUCUUCAAGAUCCUGCGGACGGAGGGCGUACGAGGCCUGUAUCGCGGCUUCAUGGUCAACACCUUCACCCUCAUCUCAGGCCAGGCUUACAUUACCACCUACGAGCUGGUGAGGAAGUACGUCUCCCAGUAUUCUGACGACAACACGGUCAAGUCGCUGGUGGCCGGCGGCUCAGCCUCACUGGUCGCCCAGAGCAUCACUGUCCCAAUAGAUGUGGUUUCUCAGCAGCUGAUGAUGCAGGGCCAAGGGGAGUACCUGAGCCGCUUUCGGCUCGCUUCAAGCACAGAGACUGGAAAAUCCAAAAAAAUGUUUGGCCAAACGAGGAACAUUAUGACUCAGAUAUUUGCUGCUGAUGGUUUCCGGGGCUUCUACAGGGGAUAUGUGGCUUCCUUACUCACCUACAUCCCAAACAGCGCUGUCUGGUGGCCUUUCUAUCACUUUUAUGCUGAGCAGCUCUCCAAACUGGCUCCCAGUGACUGCCCUCAUCUGAUUCUACAAGCCAUGGCUGGGCCGCUUGCUGCUGCUACUGCCUCUACUGUCACCAACCCGAUGGAUGUUGUCAGAGCCAGAGUGCAGGUUGAAGGAAGGACUUCAGUCACCGAGACGUUCAGGCAGCUGAUCAAAGAGGAGGGCUUCUGGGGAUUGACCAAAGGGCUGUCGGCACGCAUCAUUUCAUCCACACCCACCGCCAUCGUCAUGGUCGUCGGCUACGAAACGCUAAAAAAAAUGAGUUUGCGGCCCGAGCUGGUGGAUUCGAGACACUGGUAGAAGCUACCUGGACAUUCUUCAACAUGGAUGUGCCAUUUAAGCUCUCAGCCCCCUAAUUAGAGCAGCGUGAGAUUGGAAAGUGGCAGGUGGUACGCCUCUCUUGCUCUUUUAACACGUGCUUGACUCUUGAGUGGUAUGUUACUGUCAGUUUUUGGUAUGCUGGUAAAGAGUUGGUGACGAGUGGUGUAUGGGAGUGACUGUUUUCAUGUACCGGUCAAACAGCAGAAAUAUACCACUUAAGAUCAGCAUAUGACACUAAAAAAAAAAAAGGCACACUACGGGUAUAGCAGGUGGACGGUGGUAUCUAGAAUGGGAGCGGUGUAUCAUCAGCCACUUUCAAACUCGGUAUCACUCCUAACUUUGACUUCAUUUGGAGGCACCGGCCUGGGGAUCAAAAAUGCAGUCAGGCACUUUUAAAAGACAAACCCGAUGUUUAAAUAUGCAUCUGACUAUCUGUACUAACCCAUUAGUCAUUGUUUAAACAUCUGGCUUAAACAGUCACACCACACCCAUGUUUGCAGUUCGUUUAAGUCGCUGCUAAACAGGAUUAUUGCUUCGUAGUGCAAUUAGAAGGGGCCAGUACAGUGUUUUUUUUUUUUAACAGUGGAAGAAAUUAACAAAUCAUUGCAGCUUUAUACGAUUUUAUUUUCUUAACUUGAAAAAAAAAUGAACCUGUGCUCUACAAUCUGCAUCUUUUGCGGUGGAUGAGAGUGGAUUGGUCUCUGAGAGAGAAGCUGUCAUUAUCCUGCUGUAGUGGUAUUGGCCUGAUAGCUGCUAGUUGUCAUGUGUGUUUGUGCCGUCUUUCCAAAAAAAAAAACCAAACAGUGCUGGGCCCACAUCUCAAACCUGGUUUUGACACAGACACAUUAUAUAACUUCAUGGUAACGCAUUUAGAUAACCUAUAAACAAAUCUUUCCUGUUUGUUCCCUCGCUCUCACCAAAACUGGCUUCUAACAUCUGUUCAUUGUUGGCCUUUUUUUUAAAAAAAUCGCUGCCUUCAUAGUGUGAAUUCAUUACGAGCAUUCUGCUUUUUAUUUAGUUUUAUCUGCUGGAUAUUGUUGCGAGAAGAACAGUAUGUGUUAGACUUAGUGCAAUGCAGUCUGUGUGUAGUAGGUUUCUUCUUGAUUUACAGAUGUUGUGUACGCCUCAGUCCAAAAUUAACGACUUGACAAAUUCCAUUCAAACAAGUUAUCUGCAUAAACACAUAGUGCAACAAAAAAAAAAGCAUAAAUAUAACAUAGUGGUAUGUUUUCCUACUGUCAGUGUAGAAAAUAUUGCAGUUAAACAUCUGGUUAACAAAUGGCUGAUUCAGUUGUACAGUUAACUACCAGGAAGUAGAGCAUCAUGUAUGUGAAAUUGAAAGUUUUCCUUAUAUUGUGACACUAAAUGUUGAGUGCAAUAACUUAAAUGUUUGAUCCUUUCUCUGCACAAAAAUGUGACGAUACAUUACUUGUAAAAUUGUGUGAAUAACAUGUCUUCAAAGAAUGUACUAUACCUAAUUUAUUCUGUUGCUUUUUUGGGGGGAGUUUUUCUUUUAAGAUUAUGAGAUUAUGACCACAGAAGUGUCACAAACGUCACAUUUUAAAGUUUUUUUUUUCUCUCUGACUGAAGAUCAAUAACUUUUUGAUUAGAUGGGCUCAUGUUGUUUAUUGCUUUUGUAUGGUUAUUGUUGUUGUUUUAAAUGAUGUUUUUGGUCACUUUGUAGAACUGAUUGCAUUUUUAAAAAAACUGAAUAAUGUUAUAUUUCACUUUGUCACUGCAGCUGUUUUCAUUAAAAAAGGAAGCAGCUGUUUCAGGUAGUUUUGAAGGCAAACAUCAACAAAGCCAUAAACACCCUGAAUUUUCCAGUAAUUAUAUUUAAAUUUGUAAAAUGACUCAUCAAGAAGUGUCAUUAACAUUUAAGUGAUACCCACUAAACUUUGGUAUUCAGGCUGUCGUGCAUUGACAGUCUUUUUUAAAAGGCACAUUUCACUAAACUUGCACCCUGGGGAGAGAAAGGUAAUGAAUUAAGGUUGACUACUGUCUGGAGUUUUUAUUUUCUUUGCGCAGCUCACAGUAAUGAGUGAGAUUAUGUUGUCAGGAAGCUGUGGCAGCGAUCCACAGAGAGUAGUCCCCUCAACGUAAAUCAGAAGUCAGCCGUCAUGUAUAGAGUACACCCGGUUUUACAUCAUGUUUUAUGUGUUGUCUCUGUGUUUUGGUUCAACUGAGUCGGCCA
Molecule: messenger RNA, 3358 nt
Organism: Scomber japonicus (chub mackerel)
Lineage: Eukaryota; Metazoa; Chordata; Actinopteri; Scombriformes; Scombridae
Product: solute carrier family 25 member 44-like
Exons: 4
Coding region: 196-1143 (315 amino acids)
Biological process (GO): branched-chain amino acid catabolic process
Cellular component (GO): mitochondrion
Molecular function (GO): branched-chain amino acid transmembrane transporter activity
Source: RefSeq, a predicted model, not a curated record